GGGUCAAGCCAGGGACUUUUUUUUCUCUGGAUAAAAUCCUCUCGCGUCCUGUCCGAGCGAGUGUCCCACCACAGUCAUCAUGGAGCUGGAGGCUUUCCUGCUGCUGCCUCUCCUGCUGGUCUCUUGUGCGUCCCACCAUAAGGCGACAGUGUCCUGGUGUGUGGUCUCGGAUGCGGAGCUGCAGAAGUGUCUUGACCUGGCUGGCAACGCCACUGCUCGGAAUAUAAGAGGAACUUUGGAGUGUGUUCGGGGACUGGACGCGAGGGAUUGUAUGGACAAGAUAAAGAAUGGCACGGCAGACGCGGCCUCCAUGUUUGCCGACGACAUCUACGCGGCCAGUCUUUGUCAUGGCCUGGAGCUGGCUGCAGGGGAGUCCCACAACGGAGUUGACGGGAUCAGCUACUACGUGGUAGCCAUGGCCCGACGCUCCUCAUCGGACCUGUCCCUGCUGGAGAUGCACGAGCGCAGCUCCUGCCACCCCGGGAUGAGGACCACGGUGGGCUGGACGGUACCCAUCGGCUACCUGGUCAACACGUCCCAGAUCAGUGUGGGGGAGCAGUGCAACUUCCCCAGGGCUGUGGGGCAGUUCUUUGGUUACAGCUGUGUGCCAGGAGUCAAGGACCCCAAACACGACCCGCGCGGAAACAACCCCAAGAACCUGUGCGAGGCCUGUAUCGGCGACGAGAAUGACCGACACAUUUGUGCCAACAACCACAGAGAGAGACACUACGGAGAGGCCGGAGCCCUGAGGUGUGUGGCAGAGAAUCUCGGUGACGUGGCGUUCAUCAAGCACACGACCAUAUAUGAGAAUCUUGACGGAAAGAACCAGGAAUCAUGGGCCCUGGACUUGGAGCUAGAAGAUCUGAAGCUCCUGUGUCCAGAUGGUACCGACGCGGGGCUGGAUGAGUUCCAGCAUUGCCACCUGGCGGCGGUACCUGCUAAUGGCGUGGUGGUUCGGCUGGAGGAUAAAUGCCGCGUCUGGAAGUUCCUGGAGCGGCUGCAGAACGUGUUUGGCAACGCCACCGAGGGCUUCCGUCUGUUCAGCUCGGCGGGCUACGCCGAACCCGAUCUGCUCUUCAGCGACGCCACCCACCACCUGCAGAGGGUGGUGGGGAGCUGCGCCUCCUGGCUGGGCCGCUCUUACACCGCCGUGCUUCAGGCCUUCGAGUGUGAGGGCUUCUGCUGAUGGAACAGGAGGAAGACAUCCAGCGCAUCAACUUCCACCCAAUCUCUCUGCCGUCCUCCCGUUCUGCCUUCCCUCCCUGCCAUCUGUAUCUCUCACUCUGCCUCCCUCUUCCUAUUUGGUGCUUGUAUUCAGCCCUUCCUCCCCUUUCUUCCUCCCAUUACUGCUGCCUCUCCUCCAUCUUCUCUCUCCUCAUUUGUUGGCCAACAUGAUAGAAUACAGUUGAGGCUAUUAAUCCCUUACAUCCCAUUUGCAUCCCAUCAGACUAUGGGAAAGAAGCAUAGAAAAAGCAUUGGUUUCUUAUUUCACAAAGACCUGUUUCUAGGGAAAACAAACCUCAUUUCCAGCUCUGUCGGAACCAGAUGUGCUCCAAUGGUCAGAUGAGACAGACGUAUUUUAGCGACCUGCUUUUGUUGUGACGUGCUCUCAUGACGAAAACUGAAGUUACGGUCUGAGGCACACAUCAAACUGGAGGCCUGGGGGCCAAAUGUGGCCGGCCCAGCCAUUUACUGUGGCCCGCAAGAGCCGCAAAGAGGGACUUUGUUGGAAGGGGAUGGUUGUUUGUAGUUGGACUGUAGUUGGAUGUGGUUUGACUCCCAGGCUGGAAGGGCUGAUUUCCUAGGAACCCUGAUGCUAUGAGGACCAGAGCGGGGUCCGGAGACCGUGCCUGAGUCACAUCCUUUUACAUUUUUAAUUUACAUUUAGGGAUUCAAUCACACUGUUACACGCUACACCGAGUUUCUACAUCAUACUUGUGUACUCCGGUUUCCUCCCGCAGUUCAAAAGCACACAGAAAUGAUUUGGUGACCCUAAGUUCUCCAUUGGUGUAUGCGUGAAUGUUUGUUCAUCGACAUGUUCAUGGAGCCCCCAGCCUCUAGCCCCAAGUAGCUGGGAUAGACUCCAGCUUGUAGAAGCACAUGAACCGUGGAUGCUUCACCCGCCGCAUCCAUCAUAUAUUGCUACAGUGGAGACUCUUAAAAAUGGUGACGUUAGGAAUAAAGGAAGGAAAUAUCAGUGAGUCAGUUAAGCGAAACAUGAAUGCUUGUCCGAGGAAGAACAAUUUUGCCAUGUUUGAUUUGUGAAAACCGAUUUGAGCCCUGAGCACAUCUGGUACCUAGACCCUGAGAACGUCCCCCUCGCUUGGCCCUUCCUGCCCCCCUCCUCUGCAGGGUCGAUCUCUGACACUGAACAAUUGGGUGCUAUUAACUUCAAGCUUAGAAAGUCUCAGUUACUGUUUGUGUGUGAGUUUGUGUCUUUCCCAGAGCCAGUAUAAUUGGAAGUCUGGCAUGUUAUACAGAGCGUGUGUGUGUGUGAGAGAGAGUGUGUGUGUGUGUGUGCAUUAAUGCAUUUGUGCCUUUCCCAUGACUUGUAUAAGAUUACUUGUGUGGAUCACUGCGCUCCUGGUGCAGAGGGCCGGCCUGUGCCAGCUCCUCGUGUUUCCUGUCUCAGAGUUCCGGCCUGCUUGACCCUCCUGCGCAUUUGAAGAGCUAUUUUCUCACAAUUAUGGUCCAAAUGUUUUCCUCUGCAGAGAGAAGCGCACACACCAACAUGUUUAUGAGAGUUAUUCUACUGAGAAGACAUGUUUGGAACGGAGACUUGACAGCACAGUUGGUCGUGUUUAGAAAAAUGUACCAGUGAAUUAGCAGGCUGAAGGGGU
Messenger RNA from Synchiropus splendidus (mandarinfish), 2840 nucleotides. It is a transcript of the gene otomp, whose product is annotated as otolith matrix protein. Gene Ontology annotation, biological process: iron ion transport. Bases 80 to 1186 code for a protein of 368 amino acids. Gene Ontology annotation, cellular component: recycling endosome; plasma membrane; early endosome. NCBI's taxonomy places the organism in Eukaryota, Metazoa, Chordata, Actinopteri, Syngnathiformes, Callionymidae. The transcript has 9 exons. The record is from RefSeq and is a predicted model, not a curated record.